AUGUGCCCCUGCGACCCUGUAGGCGCGGUGCCGGUUGUUUUCGAGCCGCUGCGGAUCGAUAAACUGAGCCAACGCACGAUAGUGCGAUCGAAGACUGGACGUAGCAUGGGGCUGGAGGCCACCAUGACGGCGAUGCCGGACUGCAGCACGCCGCUGACCGAAGCGGAAGCAAACCCCCGCGUCAUGUUGACAAAGUCUGCAGUGAGGGUGUAG
Messenger RNA from Colletotrichum higginsianum IMI 349063, 213 nucleotides. RefSeq lists its product as uncharacterized. The transcript has a single exon. Bases 1 to 213 code for a protein of 70 amino acids. The record is from RefSeq and is a predicted model, not a curated record. Lineage: Eukaryota; Fungi; Ascomycota; Sordariomycetes; Glomerellales; Glomerellaceae.